ACGUUUGUUUUCUUCAAGGCUGGUUGGUGUUAGAAGCUUUUCGCCACCCAGAAAUGUGGUCACGUGAUACGUCAACUUUCACCUAGGAUAUUUAUUGCCUGACUUCCCCUUAGCAACAGAGUGGCGGGCUUGGUUACCCAGCAACCAACCAAGAGACGCGUCCACUUCAAGGAGAGUCCUUAGAAAGGAAACCUGGACUUUUGUCCCAUGAAGAGGCUACCUGGUUGAUUUGCAAAGCAGUUUUCUGCUGUUUCUCCACAUCCUACCUCUGGUCUUCACCAAGGACACUGUCAUCAGAGCAAAGGAAAAGUCUGUGAAAGAAGAACUCAACUUCUCAGGGAAGAUGAACCGGCCGUAUGACUCAAUGGACCCGAAGGUGAUGGACGAUGACAUGCUCAAGGCAGCUGUUGGGGAGCAAGGCCCCCAGGAGGAGGCUGGGCAGCUAGCCAAGCAGGAGGGCAUCCUCUUCAAAGACGUCAUAUCCCUGCAACUGGACUUCCAAAACAUCCUCCGCAUAGAUAACCUCUGGCAGUUUGAGAACCUGCAGAAGCUGCAGCUGAACAACAACAUCAUCGAGAGAAUCGAGGGCCUGGAAAACCUCACGCACCUGGUCUGGCUGGAUUUGUCCUUCAACAACAUAGAGGCCAUUGAGGGGCUGGAUACCCUGGUCAACCUGGAGGACCUCAGCUUGUCCAACAACCGGAUCUCCAAGAUGGACUCUUUAGAUGCCCUGGUGAAGCUGCAAGUGCUGUCACUGGGCAACAACCAGAUUAGCAACAUAAUGAAUGUUAUCUACCUGCGCCGGUUCCCAUGCCUGCGAACACUCAGCCUCUCUGGGAACCCCAUUGCCGAGGCAGAGGAGUACAAGAUGUUCAUCUAUGCCUAUCUUCCUGACCUCGUGUACCUGGACUUCCGGCACAUUGAUGAGCAGGUGAAAGAGAUGGCGAAGAUAAAGCAUCAGUAUAGCAUUGAUGAGCUGAAGCACCGGGAGGCACAGAUGCAGGCCCGGCUGGAGGCCGAGAAGGCCCAGCAGGAAAAGCUGGCGGAGCACAAGAUGGCGUUCAUCGACCACUUGGAUGGCUCCUUCCUGUUUGACAGCAUGUAUUCCGAGGAUGUGGAGGGCAACAAGCUGUCCUACCUGCCUGGUGUUGGUGAGCUCCUUGAGACCUACAAGGACAAAUUUGUCAUCAUCUGCCUGAACAUUUUCGAGUAUGGCCUCAAGCAGCAGGAGAAGAGAAAGGCAGAGUUGGACACUUUCAACGAGUGCAUACAGGAGGCCAUCCAGGAGAACCAGAACCAGGGCAAGCUCAAGGUUGCCAAGUUUGAGGAAAAGCAUCUGCUGAAUGUGAAUGCCAUCCGAGAAGAGAGUGAACUGCCCAACAUCGAGAAGAAGCUGACAGAGUGCAGUGAUGACAUCACCGAGCUGUUCAACAUGCUCAUGACGCUGGAGAUGCAGCUGGUGGAGCAACUGGAGGAGACUAUAAACAUAUUUGAAAGAAACAUCACUGACUUGGUGGGACUGUUUAUUGAAAAUGUCCAAAGUCUGAUGGCUCAGUGCCGGGAUUUGGAGAACCAUCACCACGAGAAGCUCCUGGAGAUCGCCAUCAACACCCUGGAGAAGAUCCUCAAGGGCGAGAUGGAUGAGGACUUGACAGAUGAUGUGCGGGCGCUCUUUGUUGACAAAGACACAAUUGUUAAUGCUGUCGGGGCAUCGCAUGACAUUCACCUCCUGAAGAUUGACAACCGAGAAGACGAGCUGGUGACUGGAAUCAACUCUUGGUGUGCACAUCUAUUAGACAAGAUUCACAAAGAUGAGAUCAUGAGGAACCGCAAGCGAGUGAAGGAGAUCAAUCAAUACAUCGACCACAUGCAGAGCGAGCUGGACAACCUGGAAUGUGGUGACAUUAUAGACUAGGUGUCAGCCAGAGAUCCCCUGAUGGACCCAAGCCCCUGAGAGUUCACACCUACCCCAACACCC
This is a messenger RNA of Microtus oregoni (creeping vole), 1978 nucleotides long. RefSeq names its product dynein regulatory complex subunit 3 (gene Drc3). The coding region runs from base 344 to 1915 and encodes 523 amino acids. The record is from RefSeq and is a predicted model, not a curated record. The transcript has 14 exons. Gene Ontology annotation, molecular function: protein binding. NCBI's taxonomy places the organism in Eukaryota, Metazoa, Chordata, Mammalia, Rodentia, Cricetidae.